GAUGUAAAUAACGAUGUUAUUUUACUCAAAUAACAUAUACAAAUAGAUCGUCCGAUCUGGUUUUGUACCCACACCAUAGUAUGGGUAUUGAAUUCCCACAUGCCUCCACCCAUUACCAUCACUAAUAGACCUGGCAAAUUACGACCCGACCCCUUGACCCGACCCGAAACCGCUCGAAAACUAGAAAUUUUUAUAACCCGAAAUCCGAAUGACCCGAACCCGAUAACCCGUGAUUUUUUGGGUCGGAUUGGGUGGGUUAGCGGGUCGACCCGUUAGACCCAUUCCAUUUAAUAGAUUACUCCCAAAAUAUGAUAAAAUCACUCAUAAAUUGGUGAGAUGUUUAAAAAAAAUCACAAGGAUUUGAAUGACAUGUUUGGAGUUUAAGGAUAAUCAAAUAUCAUGUGUUUCUUGUAGUAGUAUUAAUCUUGUGAUUGUUUUUUGACGAUUUGUGCAAUUUAUAUUUCAUUUCAUUAGCGUGGGAGGAUUUGAGAAUUUGUUAAUUGACAUGUGUUAGGUAAACUAUUGUCAUGCAUAUGUGAAAAUUUGUGUUCUUUAAGAAAAUAUGAAGCAUGUUUGAUAUUGUGUUUCUGAGAACGCUCAUAACUCGAAAUGACCUGUAAACCGACCCGAAAUCGAAUGGGUUGGGUCAAUAUUUGACCCAAAAUAAGCCAACCAAACAUGACCCGACCCGUAACCGAAGUUCUCAACCCGACCCGAUUGGCAGGUCUAAAUUCACUAAUUAAUAAGUAAUUUUUCUUUUUUGGUAAGUUAAGUAACUAUAUUCUUUUAGUAUUAGAUCAUUGGCAUUGAUAAAUUUAAUGAUGUGGCGGGCCUUUGUUUAACAACUCUACAUUAUUAUAAUUAUUAUAAAAAACAAUUUAAUUUUUUCAGGGGACUUGGGAGAGAUUUCUUCCGCACCAAAAUAAAUAAACACGACAAAGAACAUGAAAAGGUCAGCAUGUUUGAAUCUUUGACUAUAGGAUGGAUUGGAAUUGGAUGCAAACUUAGCAUACAUGAUAGAUGGACAUUAUUCAGAGGACCCUUCAAGCUUGUUGAAUGGGAGAUCUGCCAGCAUACGAAGCGAGACGCAAAACGCAGCAGCGCGUGUUAGAAUAGAAUAGAAUCCUCCAUUAAUAUAUAGUACACUUUCGUGUACUUUUCUCCGAUUCAAAAUCUCUCUACUCCCCUUGAUUUGCGAUAAGGGUAUUAUGGUGAUUCCUCCCUUUUUUUUUCUGCGACGCGAGAUCUGUGUGGACAGAUUUUUCGGAUCCCCUUCGUUUUCCCUUCUCCCCUUUGUCGAUACCUACUCAUCGUCCCCUUCUCUGUUCGAAUCGAAGAAUCUUAUUAUUUCCCUUACUGAUAUGAUAUCUUCAUCACUCUUACAAACAUGAUUUUUACCCUAUGAUUUAUCUGCCAUUCAUGCUUUACGCUUUUUGGUUUUCCUUCCUGGCGAACUAGACCGGAAGAUCAGUUUCGUCCUCCAUGUUCACCUUCUUAAUUCCCUUCUAUUCCUUCUACCAACCCUACCAAUCUAAUAUAUCCACCGCCGUUUCUAGACCAGACUUUGGGGAUUCACAAGUCUCCAAGGCAAGAGGCUUGAUUGUAGUAGUUUCUACACUGGGGGAUGGUUAUCUCGAGGGAGGAAGCUUGGUCCAAGCGGCGACUCUCAUCCUAAAGAUCAUAUCUGCCAAGUUUAUAAGCUUUGAAUGGAUUGACACUUUUCUGUGGAGUUCGUCGGAUGAUAACUUGGUAGCUUCUGGGAUUUUUGGAUGCUCUGAGAUAGUUUGAAGAAAAGGUCAUGAUAUUAUUAGUCCUCUUUAGAUUCAAAGUUGAAGGAUUUUACCACUGAUGCUGCUAAUAAGGUAAGGCCAUUUUAUCCAGAUCAUAUUAGAUCUAUGACUGCUCUAAUGACUACAUAUGAAAUUCGGUUUGAACAUAUAUCUGCCACUUUACAACUUACAACCUUAGGAUUUAGAAUUACAAUGACACAGGUGUUAAUGAAUCCAAUCUAAACAGGUUCGCGCUACAGAUAGGGAUGACACUAGAGAUUUUUCAAUACAAUGUCCUCAUAACAGAACAAUAUAGCCUCUGUCCAUUUCAAAGUUACGUUGUCAAAGUAUUAAAUGAUUCAUUCUACGAUGUUUACACCAAAUUCCCCGGCAAAGUACAAGUUGAAGCGGAUAAAUUUUACCAAGACAAAUGUCAAGCAACAAACUGACAAAAGUAUGAAAAUGUUCCUUACUAACUUAACUAUCCCUUUUUAUGUUUAGUUUAUCUCAUCCGAUGACCAAUAACUCUAUCUACAAUCUGAAUCAACUUCAAUCUAAAUUUGAUAUAAAUUGGAGCAGGUUUUUAGUUCAACUUUUUUCUAUGAUCCAACAGGUGAAGCUGUGUUUGUACUCUUGGAUCAUGAAAGCAAGAACACAGGCUCUACAUUCUAUAAGGAAAACGAGCCAAGUGAUAUGCCUUGUCACCUUCUGAAAUUGGAAGUUUUGAUAUUGACUUCCACAUAAAGGUGAAGGAGUUCAAUAUGAACAAAUUAAAUCAUCACCUGAAAUGAAUUCACUCUCUAGAAGAUGAAUGAGGCUAAGGAAUCUAACAAUUCAGAUUUGUUCGUUAAUUAAGAAGAUGUCAUGUGCUCUGCUUCUUAUUAUCAAUUUAAGUUGUCGUGUACAAAAAAGAGGAACCGAACUGGAUAACAUGGCCUCUAUACUCAUGUUACUUGAAUAAUGAAACUAUGUAUACCCCCUGCUACUUAACUACAAAGAAAAUCAACAUAACAAACCCUUACCAACCACUUCACUAGAAAGUAGGCCAUGUUUUGUUGUGUGUUGUCGAGUUUUGGUGACAAUAUACUCCUCCCCCCUGCAUUUUCAGGAAGCUACGUUGUGUUUAGUUUUUACACAAAGGGAACUGCUCUCAAUCUAAUUAAUAGUAGCAUUACUAUGAAAGUUUGACUCAAGCAUAAUGCAAAUGUGAGUGCUACACCUUCAGUCAAGGCUCUAAAUAGCAUGGACUAGGAAACCAGAUCGUACUGGUCGGUUCAACCGGAAACCGGACCUGAAACUAUACGGUAGGCUGAUGACACUCAAAAUACCGUGUCGGACGGUUUUUUCGGUUUAACCGGUACAAAAGGAAAUACCGGUCGAUUUUGGUCUAACCGGCGGUAGAGUUAUUUUAAUGAAAACGUCGCCGUUUUUGGAACUUCAAAUUAUAAAAAAAAAAUCGGCUGAAGGCCAGAAACCCUAAUCAGUUCUCUAACGAAAAUCGACAGCCAGGCUAUUAAUCGUUUCUUCUUUCUUCCCCAGGCCCGCCCCGCCGCUCCUCCUCUUCACCUCUGGCGAUUGGCGACCGUGCAUGAUUUGCUGCUAUGGAACCGGCGACCCGCGACUGCCACUUCUCCGUUCCUCUUCUCUUCUUUUCUGGCGCCGUGCAUGAUUUGUUGUCAUGGGACUCUUCAAUUCACAUUACAAUCUUUAGACUCAUAUGUAAUAAUAAGCAUACUUUGGAGGUCAGUGAUGUUAAACAUAUUUCGUUGCUUUUGUCUUCCUAAUGAAUAUUAUGUAGUAUG
Molecule: messenger RNA, 3571 nt
Organism: Linum trigynum
Lineage: Eukaryota; Viridiplantae; Streptophyta; Magnoliopsida; Malpighiales; Linaceae
Source: the annotation of a GenBank genome assembly